Liolophura sinensis is the source of this 2687-nucleotide messenger RNA. RefSeq names its product DNA fragmentation factor subunit alpha-like. Bases 147 to 758 code for a protein of 203 amino acids. The record is from RefSeq and is a predicted model, not a curated record. Gene Ontology annotation, biological process: regulation of apoptotic process; apoptotic process. The transcript has 5 exons. Lineage: Eukaryota; Metazoa; Mollusca; Polyplacophora; Chitonida; Chitonidae.
CACUCGUUCAAUCUUGUCGAAUCGUGUAGGAGACAUGCAUUGAAGAUCUUGGACGUUUUUCGGCCGCUGAGCUGACCAGUGACUGAAGCUUUAGUUGACAUCGAAGGCGGCGUUUUGAUAUCAGAAAUCGAAAGGCUGUUUCAGGCAUGGCUUCAUCGACAGGUAAACCAUACAAGGUUUGGAACAAGGACCGUUCUCUGAAGAAAGCAUUGACAGCCCAUUCUUUAGAAGAGGUUAUCAGUAAAGGUAAAACCAAGCUGGGUUUGAGAAGUGAAGCACCUGUCAAGCUUGUGUUGAAUGAAGAUGGUACAGAAAUUGACGAAGAAGAUUACUUUACCUUCCUACCUAACAACACAACCUUUUUGCUGAUGUCACCUGAUGACAAAUGGAGGCCAGAAGGAUGUGAAGAGGUGUCUACGGACGAGCCAGAUUAUUUGAGCCCAGACAGUGCACAGCGGGAUCGUCUUCGUCACCAGGUAGAGGGAUUACGAAGAGACAUCACCAGAAUUAUCACCUUCUCAAAUGAUGAUUUACAGAGUGUGAUUGAUAUGACCGUGGAUGAACUAUGCAGCCUGCUGCAGGACACCCGUGACUUUGCACAGUCGCUACAGUCAGCCUGUCAGCGACACCUGGAUGAGAGACAACAGACAGCCGAGGCCAUUGAUCUACUGAGACUGUACCACAAGGCUCGCCAGUUCAGUCCUUAUGUGGGUGGGGAAUCAGACACAAAGAAGCGGAAAGUCACACCUUCAACAUAGUCACACCCUCAGCUUACAAUAAUCAAGUUGAUAUCACACAUUGUUCAUAGCUUUACGUACACCAGGUCUAUUCCAAAAAGGGAAUUCUGACUUAAAAUUAAAUAUGUAAUUGAAGAACUUAAAUUUUAACCAAAUGAGUUAAAAUUAAGACCAUUUAACAAAAGGUAAAAGAAAUAUAUCAAAAUUUGAGCCCCAUGGGCCUUAAAAUACAUAAUAAUAUCAAGAUUUUAAGCUUUGACUAUAGUUAAACGAUCACUUUGUGAAUUGCGCCCCAGAAGCUGAUUUUCUUUUGCUAAACAGCCUCUUGUGUCACAUUUUUAAUUUCUUUUAUUUCCUAACGUUGGAUGUGAUUCAGGUUUAAGUGUUUACAAAUGCUUCAACUCUUACCAUUCUGGUCAAACCAGAAAUGUUAAGUGUAAUGCAGACACCGUUGCUUCCUGCAUCAGUUACAAAGAAGCUGCUUACUGAGUGGAAGAAGGACAGUACCUAUUUUCUGGCUUCUCAGCAGUAUUAUGUUAGAAUGUUUACCAUGUACUUCACCAAAAGUCUACAUGAUGUUAUAUUGUAUGUAUAUAUUCUUGGGCUUUUGGGCCAUACUUCUUGUGUGUCUUCUUGUGGCAGGGUGAAUCCGUGUCUCUGUCACAUUAUACUGACGCCAGGCCAACCAGUCGUUUCCUUGCUCAAACCCUUCAAUGCUGAGUAUUGAGAGCCAGUGGAGACAGCAGCAUGUAUCGUUUUAAAACCUUUGGUGUCACCCAACCCAGUUUUGAUCGUUGUUCUCCUGACUUCAAGACAGACACUCUAACCUUGAGGCCACCAAAGUUCUUUGUUAUAUGAUAGUAGCAGCUACACUGUGUAAGUCUGAUACAUGUUCGUGUGUUGUCAAAUGACGUUUUUCGUUUCAUGCCCUCUCAGGAUCAUCAUUCUCCCGUCUCUCACAUUUAACUUUUCAUGUAGCCUCAAAGGCAGACUCUUCCUUGAAUCCCAUCUGGCUGGUUGCAUAUAGAUACAGGUAGUUUGGUGCGUGCAUGCUGCAGAUUUUCACCUUUGACGUUGUGAAUUCUAUUCUGUCUCAUGUCCGGUUUUUAGAGUUUUCCAAUUCAAAUAAAUGUCAUAACAUUGUGAUUGCUGAGUAUAAAGUGGUUUUACAGUAGUUUUUUCUAUUGCUGUUAGAUUCGGGUUGAUUUGUCUUUGACAUAUGUGUGAUCGAACAUCAAUUCAUAAAGAAAAUUCUAAAGGCCAGCCGUAUGAUUUUGUAUGUGUGAAGCCUUCAGCAUUCCAAGGUGUGAAAGUUCAAUUCAUAAUCAUUUAAAGUUAUCAUGUACAUGGUUGUGUAUUGCGAAGAAGCACAUUUGUAGGGUUUGUUUUGGAAGGAAUAUUUGGAGUUGAGCUGGAAAAAAAAAGAUUUUAUGGCAGCAUAACUGCAACAUUGACCUGUUUAUACAUACAUAUUACUUGUAAUUGGAGAUUCACUUAAAUGGCUUGUGUAAAUCCAUGCAAGAACUCAGCUUUUUAGCUUUAAACAUGGUAAGGGGAUGUUCAGUGUGCUGACUCGCGCCAUAUUAUUAGGUUCCAGACUGCCCUUAUCCAAUGAGGUUGCGUGUGCCAAUCCAGCAGUUUUGAAGUCAGUAGGCUUAUCAUGUCCAAUGGCCAAGGUGUCUGGUUUUUGUUCAAGGUUCUAAAGAAGUAAAUAUCUGGUAUUUUAGCUGCCUGAUUCCAUACAAUCUUUAGAAUUGACCAAUAUUAUAAACAUAUUUUAUAUUACACAUUUUAUAUAUGAUUAUUUGUAUAAUAAUGUACACUUGUUCAUUGAGAAUGAGUUUUGUUACAUAUAUUCUUUUAUACUGUUAAAUGCUAGGUGCAAAUUUUUUAUGUUCUAUGUAGGUCAAGCUACAUGCUAUCUGCAGGUUUGAUUUUAAUAAACAUUCC